GUUGAUUGUUGCAGGACUAUCGCGCUGAUCAUCAUUCUCGUUCGCUGCAGCGUGCGGCUGCUUUGUUCAUCGCGCGCAUCCGACGCUUCCACCAGCCAGCCGGCGACGCGCUCUCUCCCCUCAAUUCCACAUUUCUUCCAUCCUCGUACCCUUCUCCAUCGAGUUGCAUGCAUGAGGUCAUUUCGACUCCCCUGCGCAGAACACUUCCGCCCAUCAACCCAACCAAUUCAACCAACCCAGCAAACAUACAAAGUACAUCCCAACCUCGACGAAUCAUCCGGUGGCCGUGACAUUGCUCGUGUGGAGAGUUCAACAUUGGAAUUUCGGCCUUGCUUUCUCGAAAGGCGGUUACUUGUUUCUGUGCAAUACUUUCAUCACCCAUCACACCCACCCUCAGACGCCACUCUACAUACGUACGACAACGACGAGGCCGACGUUCAACAAGGACAGUACUACCGAGACCCUUUCCCGCCCUGUUGGAGUACCGCACGCGCCAACACCGUGAACGUCGCCAUUUGGGUCAUAUCUGCCCCACCACCCGUCAGAUUUCUAUCAGCCUGGCCACCUAAGAGUAUAAGGACCCGCCGGUCGGACGCAUUCCUCUGUGCCGAAUUUCUGAGAAAGGGAACCCUUGAGCUUGCGCGCGCCACUGCCGGGCAUGAGUGUUGCGCUGUAGGAAGACACAUCAGGGCUUCAGCAAUAGGAUGAGAUUACAGUCUCGCAGGACAACCGUUGGGACUCCAUCAUGGAGACGACCUUUAUAUCGAUCCAUGACCUUUCGGAUCAGGCCAUCACCCUCUACACAUCAGACUCGGUCGUCGACGUCCUCGGCUACACCCCCGAAGAACUCGUCAGCACAUCCGCAUGGGAUCACUUCCAUCCCGAUGAACUGCCCCUAGCCCAGCACAUCCAUG
Dissoconium aciculare CBS 342.82 is the source of this 914-nucleotide messenger RNA. RefSeq lists its product as uncharacterized. Bases 172 to 708 code for a protein of 178 amino acids. The transcript is spliced from 3 exons. NCBI's taxonomy places the organism in Eukaryota, Fungi, Ascomycota, Dothideomycetes, Mycosphaerellales, Dissoconiaceae. The record is from RefSeq and is a predicted model, not a curated record.